AUGGCAUUCCCUUUUGGAGCCCUUAUGACUUCAUCAUUGCUCUUUCUUGUUGUUCUUUCAUUUCCUAAUGUGCAUGCAACAGGCGUCAGCUCCUCAUGGAAACGUGCAGCUCACAAUGUUAUUGCAUCAAACCAUCUGAUUAAUGUUCCAAAAAAUGGUGGCCGCAAGUUUCGAACUGGUCCAUGGAAGAAAGCACAAGCUACUUUCUAUGAGGGAGGUGCUGGAUCAUAUGGUGGAGCCUGUGGAUAUGAUGAUGUGGUUAAAGAUGGUUAUGGCCUAGACACAGUAGCAUUGAGCACUGUUUUGUAUAAAAAAGGUAAAACAUGUGGUGCGUGUUAUGAAAUCAAAUGUGUGGACAGUCCAGGGUGUAAAGGGAAAUCUUCUAUUACUGUGACGGCAACAGACAUUUGUCCUCCCAAUUAUGGCCAACCAAGUGACAAUGGAGGAUGGUGCAACCCACCACGACAGCAUUUUGAUUUAGCUAAACCUGCUUAUCUUAAAAUUGCUGACUACAAAGCUGGCAUUGUGCCGAUAAAAUAUCGCAGGGUACCGUGCAAGAGAAAGGGAGGUAUUCGAUUCACAAUCACAGGGAAUCCUUACUUCAACUCAGUAAAAGUAUCAAAUGUUGGAGGAGCUGGUGAUGUGGUAGCAGUAUACGUAAAGGGUGAAGACAAACUGAAAUGGACACAAUUGAAGAGAGAUUGGGGUCAGAAAUGGGAGACUAAUGCCAUGCUAUGUGAAGAGACAUUGACCUUCAGAGUGAGGACAAGUGAUGGAAGGAUCUCUACAUCAAAGCGUGUUGCCCCCAAGGGUUGGCAAUUCGGUCAGACUUUUGUAGGCGAAAACUUGGGUAGGAAGUAA
This is a messenger RNA of Vicia faba (fava bean), 861 nucleotides long. The record is from the annotation of a GenBank genome assembly. NCBI's taxonomy places the organism in Eukaryota, Viridiplantae, Streptophyta, Magnoliopsida, Fabales, Fabaceae.